Messenger RNA from Rubroshorea leprosula, 3504 nucleotides. Lineage: Eukaryota; Viridiplantae; Streptophyta; Magnoliopsida; Malvales; Dipterocarpaceae. The record is from the annotation of a GenBank genome assembly.
CACUGACCAAAGCAAUGUCUACUUCAGAAAUAACCAGAAUUCUUAAGCUAUCAUCCAUUAUUCAACCGUCCUCUAACUGCCCAUCUCCUUCUGAGAGCCCAAGAUCUAGCUAAUGUUACUUCUUACAGAGAGUGGGUGUUACUUGGUUAUCUUGUUUGUCCUGAUGAGCUACUUCGUGUCACUAGCAUAGAUAUUGCUCUGGUGGUACUAAAGGAAAAUUUAGUUCUUUCAUUAUACAGGGAUGAGUAUAUACUGUUGCAUGAGGAUUACCAGUUAUAUGUUUUACCACGGAUAAUAGAGUCAAAAAAGAUGGCUAAAUCUGGACGAACCAAGCAAAGGGAAGCAGACUUGGAAUAUAAUGUAGCAAAGCAGGUUGAGAAAAUGAUAAGUGAAGUGCAUGAACAAGCAUUGCUAUCAUGUGAAGCUAUACACCGGGAGAGAAGAAUAUUAUUAAAGCAAGAAAUUGGAAGAAUGGUGCUCUUUUUCACUGAUCAACCUAGCUUACUGGCUCCUAACAUUCAGAUGGUUUUUUCUGCAUUGGCCUUUGCUCAAUAUGAGGUCAUUUGGUAUUUCCAGCAUGUAGGAAUUGCAUCAUCAAAAUCAAAAGCUGCUCGGGUUGUUCCAGUUGACAUGGAUCCAAAUGAUCCAACUAUUGGGUUCUUAUUGGAUGGAAUGGACCAUUUAUGCCGUCUAGUGCGCAAAUAUAUUGCAGCAAUCCGGGCUUAUGCAUUAUCAUAUCUCUCCUCCUGUGCUGGUAGAAUUCGUUUUCUGCUGGGGACUCCAGGAAUGGUUGCUCUUGACCCUGAUGCAACUUUGAAAAUACUAUUUCAGCAGAUUGUUCAACAUCUUGACAAUAUACCAAAACCACAAGGAGAAAACAUUUCUGCCAUCACAUGUGAUCUAUCCGACUUUCGUAAAGACUGGUUGUCAAUAUUAAUGAUUGUUACAUCCGCUCGAUCUUCCAUAAACAUAAGACAUUUGGAGAAAGCAACUGUCUCCACUGGAAAGGAAGGAUUACUAUCUGAAGGAAAUGCUGCAUACAAUUGGUCCAGAUGUGUUGAUGAACUGGAAAUUCAAUUGUCAAAGCAUGGAAGUCUGAGAAAGCUUUAUUUCCACCACCAGCACCUGACAGCAGUCUUUAGGAACACUAUGUUUGGACCAGAGGGACGUCCACAGCACUGCUGUGCUUGGCUUGGUGUUGCCAGUAGUUUUCAAGAGUGUGCUUCACCAAUUGUUCCAGAAGAGGUGACAAAAAUUGGGCGAGAUGCUGUCUUAUAUGUUGAAUCUCUCAUUGAAUCCAUCAUGGGGGGAUUGGAAGGAUUAAUUAAUAUUCUUGAUUCUGAAGGAGGAUUUGGUGCUUUGGAGAUGCAGCUUCUUCCAGAGCAGGCAGCUUUUUGCUUGAACAAUUCAUCAAGAGUUUCAAUGCCUUCUGUAAAAUCCCCAAAGGGAGCAAUUUCUUUUCCUUUACCUGGCCAUGAGAGCUAUCCUGAAAAUAAUAACUCCAUUAAAAUGUUGGAAGCUGCAAUGCAGAGGCUGACAAACCUUUGUUCGGUUUUGAAUGAUAUGGAGCCCAUCUGUGUUCUAAACCAUGUGUUUGUUCUGAGGGAGUAUAUGAGAGAUUGUAUCCUUGGGAACUUUAGAAGAAGAUUGCUUACAGUACUGAAAACUGAUAAUGAUCUUCAGCGGCCCUCUGUCCUAGAAUGUCUUAUCCGCAGACAUAUGAGCAUAGUCCAUCUAGCAGAGCAGCACAUUAGCAUGGAUCUGACCCAGGGAAUUCGAGAAGUUCUACUCUCAGAGACCUUUUCUGGACCAGUUUCAUCUUUGCAUUUGUUUGACAAACCAACUGAGCAGCAUACUGGAUCAGCAACAGAAGUUGUUUGCAACUGGUACAUAGAAAAUAUUAUCAAGGAUAUAUCGGGUGCAGGUAUACUGUUUACACCCGUGCACCAAUGCUUCAAAAGCACAAGGCCUGUUGGUGGAUAUUUUGCUGAGUCAGUCACUGAUCUUCAUGAGUUGCAAGCUUUUGUUCGUAUAUUUGGUGGGUAUGGAGUUGAUAGGCUGGACAGAUUGAUGAAAGAACACACUGCUGCACUCUUGAAUUGCAUUGACACAUCAUUGAGAUCAAACCGUGAGGUGUUGGAGGCAGUUGCUGGAAGCAUGCAUUCCGGUGACAGAAUUGAAAGAGAAGCCUGUUUGAAGCAGGCUGUUGAUUUGGAGACCAUGAUUGGCUUUUGCAUUGAGGCAGGGCAGGCAUUGGCUUUUGAUCAGCUACUAGCUGAAGCUUCUAGAUCUGUGCUUGAAGAGGGUGCACCCUUGAUAUGUUCAUUACUUGCUGGGUUGGUUAAGCAUAUACCUGAGGAAGUGCCCGAAAAGAAGGAAAUUAGAAGGAUGAGGAAGGUGGCAAAUAGUGUAGGCUUGGCUGGUGAUCAUGAUUCAGAAUGGGUGAGAUCAAUUUUGGAAGAGGUUGGUGGUGCAAAUGAUGGAUCAUGGAGCUUGCUAUCUUAUAUGUUUGCCACCUUCAUGACAUCUAACAUCUGGAACACUACUGGUUUCAACAUUGACACUGGUGGAUUCAAUAACAAUAUUCAUUGUUUGGCAAGGUGCAUUAGUGCUGUUAUUGCUGGAAGCGAGCAUGUUAGAUUGGAACGUGAACAUCAACAAAGGCAAUUGCUCUCAAAUGGCUGUGAGAGUUUGGAUCCUGAUAUACGUGUCUCUGCUGAUGCAAGCAUAAAAUCUGCAAUGCAGCUCUUUGUUAAAUUUGCAGCAGGAAUUGUGCUAGAUUCUUGGAAUGAAACAAACAGGUCUCAUCUUGUAGCCAAGCUAAUUUUUCUAGAUCAACUGUGUGACAUUUCACCAUACCUUCCACGAAGCUCUCUUGAACAGCAUGUGCCGUAUGCUAUUCUCCGAUCAAUAUAUAACCAGUACUAUUCAAAUUCUCCUUCAAUGCCUCUUGCGUUGUUAACUGCUUCGCCACGCCAUUCACCUGCUGUAGCAUUGGCACAUGCGUCUCCUAUAACAAGGCAGCCCCGUGGGGACUUAACUCCACAGUACAGUGCUAAUGAUUCAGGGUACUUUAAAGGGUCAUCAUCACACAGCCAGGAACGCCUUUAUGAUGGCGAGAUUGGAAGCCUUCGAAGCAUAGAACUGAAACACCAGACCGUUCGCCGGUCUGGGCCUCUAGGUUACAGUUCAACCCGCAAAGUUAAGCACACUGAAGGCUCAACCUCAGGUAGCACUGGUCCUAGUCCUCUACCAAGAUUUGCGGUAUCAAGGUCUGGACCAAUAUCCUACAAGUGAAAGGUAGGUCAGUACCCUAUUCCAACAAGUUAAAGAGUAGUAAAUUAUCUGCUUAUUGUCAAUAAUUAGGAAUAAUUAGCUCAUUAAUUCAGGGAGUUUAGCACGCGCAAAUUUUGGCAAUAAAUAUGUAUAUCUGUAUGCAUGCACUUCGCAACUUCUUUCUAGACUUCUAGUAUUGUUCUUUGAUAAUAUAAUUUAAUUUGUUAA